GUGACGUCACGGCCUGGUCUGCGUAUCCUGGGCUGGUCGCGGCUCCAGAGCGCUCGCACGCGCGGAGAGAUCCCGACUAACCUGCUGGUGACGACUUUUCUUUUCCUGUCUGUCUGUCGGACUUCAGCUCGUUUUAUUACCAGUCCUGCGAACAAUCUACGAGAGAGGGAGUGAGAGAAGAGAGCGAGAAAAAAAAGAGAGAAAACAUCGGAACAUCUUUUUUCGAAUCGACUUUUUCCUCUCCGCGUCGCUCCGGAGAAGAGCGAGAAUGAAGACGCCGUCAAUGUGGGCGCGCGCGGUCGCCCUGGCGCUCGCGCUGUCGGCCGCCGUCGUCUCCAGGAAAGUGAACAAACACAAGCCCUGGAUCGAGACAUCAUACCGUGGUGUGAUCACUGAGAACACUGACGUGGUUCUACUCGACCCUCCUUUGGUGGCACUGGACAAGGACGCUCCUGUCCCUUAUGCGGGAGAGAUCUGCGCCUUUGGCGUCCAUGGUUCAGAUGCUCCAUUUGAGGCUGUAGUCCUAAACAGUACGUCUGGAGAAGGCCAGCUGCGGGCACGGAGCCCUAUCGACUGUGAGCGCCAGAGAGAGUACACAUUCUCCAUCCAAGCACACGAUUGCGGAUCCGGUCCCGGAGGCAUCGGCGCGAAGAAAUCACACAAGGCAGUGGUACACGUGCAGGUUGGUGAUGUGAAUGAGUUCUCCCCUGUGUUCAGCAGUGCUGUGUAUUCAGGCUCUGUGCAGGAGGGCAGAGUGUGUGACAGCAUCCUGCAGGUCGACGCCACAGACCGAGACUGUUCUCCUCAAUACAGCCAGAUCUGCAACUACCAGAUCGUCACAGAGAACGCGCCGUUCGCUAUCGACCGCAACGGCAACAUUAGGAACACGGAGAGCUUGAGCUUCGACACUCAACCCCACUAUGAGAUCAGUGUGACAGCUUUUGACUGUGGGCAGAAGAGAGCGACACGAAGUGCGACUGUACACAUUCAUGUCAAACCCAUCUGCAAACCCGGCUGGCAAGGCUGGAGUAAACGUGUGGACUAUGAGCCAGGUAUGGGUAGUAAACCACUGUUUCCCAAGAUGCACCUGGAGACAUGUGAGGGCACGGUGUCUUCGGUCAGGACCACUGUCGAGCUACAGACAGGGCAUAUCGGCAAAGGCUGUGACAGAGAGACCUAUUCGGAGAAAUCUCUGCAGAAGCUUUGUGGAGCUUCUUCAGGCAGCACUGACCUUCUCCCCGCCCCCAGCGCCGCUUUUAAUUGGACAAUGUCACUGCUGACUGAUGGAGGGCGCGACAGUGAGCUCAUAUUCCGAUUUGAUGGACGGCAAGCAGCCAAGAUUCCUGGCUGGGUGGCACCGCAGAACUUAACUGAUCAGUUCACUAUAGCAACAUGGAUGAAGCACGGGCCGAGUCCUGGACUGAGAGGCGAGAAAGAGACGCUGCUUUGUAACUCGGAUAAAACAGAGAUGAACAGGCAUCAUUACUCUCUGUAUGUGCACAACUGCAGACUGGUGUUCCUACUGAGAAGGGAUUACACCCAGAGCUCUUCAUUCAGACCGGCCGAGUUUCACUGGAAACUGGAACAGAUCUGUGACAAGGAGUGGCAUUACUAUGUCAUUAAUGUCGAGUUUCCUGUGGUGACGUUGUAUGUGGACGGCGUGACCUACGACCCCUACUUAGUGACGGACGACUGGCCAAUCCACUCGUCUCAGAUCGACGUACAGCUCACCGUCGGAGCCUGCUGGCAAGGAGGUGAGGUUUCUAAAGCCAGGUUCACGCAGUAUUUCCGUGGAAGUCUGUCAGGUCUGACGGUGAGGCCUGGAAAGAUCGAGAGUCAGAAGGUGAUUUCCUGCCUGCAGGCUUGCAAAGAGGGACUGGACAUCACAUCUCUGGAGAGCAUGGACAAGGGAUUAAAGUUCCAUUUUAACCCGGCGCAGUCGGUGCUGGUGAUAGAGGGAGAAGAUCUGGAGCAGGUCAACGCAGCGCUGAGGAAAGUCUCCUACAUCAACUCGCGCCAGUUCCCCACCGCCGGCGCGCGCCGCAUUCACAUCUCCACCACAGUACAGUGUUUCGGAGAGGAUGUGUGCAUCUCUGUUCCUGACAUCAAUGCAGUCGUCAUGGUAAUGCAACCAAGUGAACCGAGAAUCACAAUAACAGGGGCGGAGCAUCUCAGCAUCCCUGCCCCGGACCUUGCCCUUGGCCUGUCAUUGUUCAGGGAUUUGCAUAUCAGCAGCACCGUCAUGAAGAGUGACCAAACUGCACACAAACAGGUACUUAAACCCAUGUCAGGCAUGUUAGAAGAAAUCGUCCAUAAUCUCGACUACUGUGACAUCUUGGUGUUAGGAGAGGAGUUAAGGGAGGGGUUAGAGACCCUCCAGCUGCCACACAGUGCACUCCUGGGCAAACACUUGGACUACACAAACUCGACAUCCGGCAUGUCAAUUUAUGGUGUGGAUUCCAUGGUUCACUAUGCGCAGGUCAUCAGACAGGUGCGAUACCAAAACCUGCAGAGCGAUGCAUCAGCAAGAACAUUUAGAGUGACCUGCUCUGAACUCAACGGGCGAUACACCAGCAACCCAUUUACACAGCAGAUUAAUAUACUUCACAGAGAACAGCCUGUCAAGCAUGUCAGUCAUAUAAUGGCUAAACCCAAAACCAUGCAACUUAGUCAUCAUCCAAUCACAGCCUUCAACACCCAGAGCUCUGAUGUGCCCAGUGUAGUGAUCGUGGUGUGUGUUGCUGUUCUGAUGGUGGUAAUAGUCUCGGUCAUCUACCAGCUUUACCUCAAACACGUCCAGGAGGUCCCAGAUACACACACAGAAUUAAAGGAAGAGAAGGACUUGGAUCUCUCAGCCCUUACCAUUAUUGUGAACCCGUUGGAGAGCUUUGAGGAGCUGCAGCCAGCAGAAGAAUUAACUGAAGAAGAAGUGGAGGACGAGGAGGAAGAUGACGACGAUGACAUCACUAGCAGUGAAUCAGGCAGUGAUGAUGAUGAAGAAGAGGAAGCUCCAAUUUCCAGCAUGCAACCACAGGCAGAAAUGCUGAGCAAGCUACACUGGCCAAAGGCGUCACUGCACUGCUGAGAACACCUUCCCACACACACACACACACACACACACACGCACACACGCACACACAGACACACAAACAGACACACUCCUGUAUAUUUGAAGGAUGCCUUCAUGAAAAAACAGGAAUAUAAGAGAUCCACUGAGAAGAAUUUUCCAAGGCUGUAACACAGUUACAUGAGCAGACUUCAGCUUGGCAGAUGAUUGAUGCUGUAUAAAAUGGUGAAGGUGACACCAAACAUUAUUUUAGACCGUUUGAAAAUUACAUUAUAAUACACACUAUAUGCCCAGAAAGUAUAUGGACACCUGAUCAUCAUUCCUUAUUUGGGUCUUAUCCCAAGCACACAAUUGUGUGGAAUAUGCUGUGAAUUUAAGGUUUAACAUAAUUGGAACUAAGAGGUCCAAACCUGUUCCAACACAACUAUACCCCUGUGAGAAACAUAAAGCUUUAUCAAGACAUGGUUUGAGAAGAUUGAAAUAGAGGAAUUCAAGUGUCCAGCACAGAGACCUGACCUCAACCCUACUGAACUCCUUUUGAAUGAAUAGGAAUGCAGAGCUUGCUAAUGCACUUGUGGCUGGAUUGGUUAUGCUCCAAAAUCUAGUGGAAAUUAUUCUCAGAUAAUUGGAGAUUAUUAUACAAGUAGAGGAGGACUAAUUCUGGAAGAGGAUGUUCAGCAAGCACAUAUGGAUAUAAUUGAUCAGGUGUGCACAUACUGUUGGUUAUAGUUAAGUUUUAGACACAUGUAUACAUCAGUCAUUUAAGUCAGAUAGUGAUGAGAUCAUUUUGUUUCAUUUUGACUUUUUUAUCCAGUCACAGCAAGAAGUAUGGAAUGAUCUCUGAGCUUUAUUAGCUUUACGUACCUCUAUGGAGUCUCAAUCAAUGAAAUCUUUAUUAAGUUCAUUUAAAUCAUGAUUGUGGUAUUGAUGAAAUUUCAACCAAAUCAGUUAUGCGUUGGGAACUACAAAACAACUGAAAAACAACUUCUUAAUAUACCAAGGAAUAGAUCAGAAAUGUGUGUGGGAAAAGAAGUCAGAUGCCAUGAUGCAUUCUGUAACACACCCCAAGAUGAUGAAAAUGUUUUCAAUUAUUUCUGUCGUUCACAUAAUCCGCAAAUAUUUGUUUUAAUAUUGCCGUAACAAAAAUAGUGCAAUUGACAUAAGCCUAAUCAACCAACCGAAUCUGAAACCAGCUCUCAAAUAGUCCUUUAUGCUUCUGCAACAUCACAUCAUCAUCAGAACAAAGUAGAGCGCCAAGAUGAACUGUACAAAAUAGUCAAGUGACCUAAUAAAAAUACAUUCAUGUAAGGGAAAUUUUGUCAGCAGAACAGAAGUGACUGAAUCAUUCAGUGCUUAUUGCCUCACUGAUCUUACAGUGAAGAGAAAUCAGGCAAAGUGAUGAGACAGAGACCGAUGUAGAUGUUGCACAUUAACAAAAUGAGAACUCAUUUCCCACUGUUAACUUGGAAUUCGGCAUUUGUGUUGUUUUUCCAUUAUUUGGCAACUAGGGUAAAAAUCUUCUUGAUGUGUUCUAUUAGGACACCAAAUUCAGUAAAUAAAAAUUGCUCUCUGUAGUUCUCAGAGCUUUUUCUCAGGCCAGUAUACAUUCCUCUGCACCAUGUUCUCUACAUAAAUAAGAGAUACCACACUUUGCCAAUCUCUAUACAGACGCUCCCCACUUUUUUUUACGAACAUUCACUUUCACGGAUCCGAACAAACCUGAAAAUUCAAAACAGAGGAGAGCGGCUGCGAGCUAGUCGUCAACCGUGAGGAGUCGACAUGAUGCGCAAUGGACUCGGGCGAGUGAAUUUAUUUAAGUGAAUUUUUUUUUUUAAUUAAUUUUUUACUUAAUACAAAUUAUUUUAUACAGUAUUUCGAUUAUUUUGAUUUGUUUUACUAUUUUAUUGUUUAUUUUUAGUAUUUAUAGCUUUUACAUUAUUAGGAUAUAUGUGUAGUCAAUAACGAACAACUUACAAACAAAUUGAUGGUGCGUUCGGAGCGUAACUCGUUCGUAAGUUGGGGAGCGUCUGUAUAUCCUUAUGAUUAUCACAAUUGAGGUUUAUAUUUUGAGGAAUUUUAUUAAAAAUGUAGAUGACCUUUCGAAUAGAGGUCCACCGAUAUACCGGUUUUACCGAUAGUUAGGUUGAUAGUUGGCAAUAACCGAUUAAUCAACCGAUAGUUAAAAGGUUACUCCAUGUAAACUAGUACUGAAUUUUUGCAGUUUCAGCAAUCGACUAUCAGUGCCGAUUAAUCUGCAAAACUGAUUAAUCGGUCAACCUCCACUUUCCAAUCAAGUUGAGUCACCUCGAACAACUAAACCAUACAAAUGAACACAUUUGGGCCCUAUUUCAAUUCUUCACAUUUACAGCACUUAUCUUGUCCUCAGAUCCAAUGGAUGGCAAUCCACUUGGCUUGCCACUGAGUGGAAGAUGUAGCACUGUUUAAGUGAAACCUGUAAGAUCCUUCAUGAGACUCACAUGCCACUAGGAUUCACAAAAUUAGCUCUAAAUCCACCAAUGGUGUGCCAACAUGGUGUUAUAAAUAAGUGAUGGGUAGUCUGUUCAACGAUGCCCUAUUUUGCUCUUUUGUAUCUAACCCAGUUGUGUCUUCUGGAAGUGUACUUGGCAAAUCCUUAAAGACCAACUUAAUUAAUUUAUAUAAUCUGCACUCUGCACUUAGACCGGUGGAGGAACAUUUCCAUGGCUUAAGCUACUAUUACUACUACUAUUACAAGCCACGUGUAUGCUAUAAAACACGCAAAGGAUAAUCUGAAAUGAUUUUGAAAAAUUCAUCUUAUUGCGAUGGCUCAUAAAUUAUGACCAGCCUUAAAAGGAGACGCGCAAUAACUGUGGGCAAAAUUGAUAGACACGUCUCAAAUUUCUGAUGCAAACGUUGCCACACACUCUGAAAGCUUAAAUCACAGGAGUGCAUUUGGUCACCCUGGUUUUUAUAACCACUAUGCGCUUUUUCUGCUCUGAAUCACCCAGUUAAUAAAUCAGAUAUCUAUUGUUCAUUCAGGACGACACAAUAAAUCAUAGUGUAAUCACGGUCAUGAUUUGUCAUUAAUGUAAGAAUUUAAAUGGGAUAUUAGUGAGGAAGUUAAUUAAUUGGCUUCAUGGCUGCAUUGCUAAAUCUAAUUACAGUAGUUAUUAUUUUACAAAAUGUAUUUGUUUAUGCUGAUGUGUUAAAUCACAAGCUCCAUAUUAAUAUAUUUGAACCAGGAAUGUUUUUUUCGUUUUUCCAGACUAAGUGUGAGUACAUCUUUUUUUAUUUAUUUUUUGUACUCAGCAAUUAACAUAUGUGACAUGAGGAACAUUCUAAGUUUUUAAGCAUGAGCAUUGUGGAACAUUUUAUUGAAGUUAAGGAAGGAAUUGUAUCUCAGUGAACUUCAGAUAGGAAGGUCGUGAGUUCAAAUACCAGAACCCCCAAAUUGCCACUGCUGGGCCUUUGGGAAAGCCCUCAAACCUCAACUGCUCAAGUUGUAUAAAUAAAAUAGCAGCAUCUUCCGUAAAUGUAAAUGAAGGUAGUUUUAUGUUUGAGAUGUUAUGCAGUUUAUACAUCAUCAUCAAAGAGACUGAGAAUGUCCAACCUGAGCAGCAUGUGGUCCUUAAAAUUGAGAGUAAGAUGUUUCCAGCAAAGUGUAGACCCUGACAAAUCAGUGCGAUUCGGAUCUACUUGAGCUCAUUUUUAAUGACAGCACACGCAUAAUCGUUAUGCAUCCAAAAAUGGGAAAUUGUUCUUAGUGGAUCUUUACAUGAAGGAAAUCUCGUUUACAUACAAACACACAAUCCAAUCACAAAAUAACCACUUACACACACACAUAUGCACAUACAAACCUUCUAUUAGAGACUCCUGGCUGUAUUUUGACUCUUUUUUGUGAUAAGUGGAAAAGUGGAACCACUUUGCAAAGUUCCUGAACCCCUUUUUUUCCAUCCUGUCUGCGGCUGAAGCUAGUGCUGUCAUGGUGAAAGCUGUGGAAUAUUUCUUGUGAACUAAAACCUGGUCAUGAUUGCAUAAGCCAAUUUCGCUUUUGGAUCAAAGUGUGAUUGUUACCUUUUCUUUUUUUUUUGGAACAACCAAUCUCUGUUUGGCUAUCCUGCUAAUUGGGAACUAAACAGUAGCCUAUUUUACAUGUGCACAUGUUUUCAUUGACACUCGUUGGGCUUAGUAGCACCAUGCAAGGUCCUGUAGUGUAGUGUUAUGCGGGGUAACACGACAUAUCAGUAGAGCAAACUUUGUAAUGUAAUCUUUGCUGAAUCUCUAGCAUAUGAGAGAUUAGCAUGGGCAAGAAUUAAAUGGAAGAGUUUUUGGGUAGUUUUGCAGUCUUCAGUCAAAGGUAUUUGUAAUUUAAGAUCUAAGAUCAGUGUGAUUCAUCCUUGCCAGGAUCAAGAGCUUACUGAAGAUGACAGAGCUUUGCAUUCUUUUUAUCAGUACAGUGAAGUUUUCUUGUCUGUGAUAAUUACCUUAAUACCACAAUACAUUUGAAAAAAAUUGCUAGAGUAUUGCUGUAGUAUAAAGUAACACUCUAAGAGACUCUGUAAUUGGAAAAUCAACUUCGUAACAUUAACAUUAGUUCUUUGAUGAAUUUCCUAUAGUGGCAUAUAUUAUAGUGGUAUCUUAUCCCUCACUUAUGCUACAGAUCAAGCAAAUAGAGAUUAUGUUGACAUUGUUUUGAGGUAGCACAUAGUGGACCUGAAAGUCUGGGUUCAGAGUUGAACACGUUUUCUAACUUCACACCCUGGCGAAUAAAAAUGUAGUCACUGGAUAAACAGCAUGUUUCGUAAAAGUCCCUUUGUCACCUUUGCCAUAUUAGACCACCUUUCUGAACUAACUGCACAAGUACCUGUCUGUCACAUACUGGAAGCAGUUUUGUCCUCUGUGGUGAUCCCCCGCCCC
Silurus meridionalis is the source of this 7963-nucleotide messenger RNA. It is a transcript of the gene clstn2b, whose product is annotated as calsyntenin 2b. Gene Ontology annotation, biological process: positive regulation of synaptic transmission; positive regulation of synapse assembly; homophilic cell-cell adhesion. Gene Ontology annotation, molecular function: kinesin binding; amyloid-beta binding; X11-like protein binding. The transcript has 17 exons. The record is from RefSeq and is a predicted model, not a curated record. Gene Ontology annotation, cellular component: cell surface; postsynaptic membrane. NCBI's taxonomy places the organism in Eukaryota, Metazoa, Chordata, Actinopteri, Siluriformes, Siluridae. The coding region runs from base 269 to 3085 and encodes 938 amino acids.